Molecule: messenger RNA, 1707 nt
Organism: Penicillium arizonense
Lineage: Eukaryota; Fungi; Ascomycota; Eurotiomycetes; Eurotiales; Aspergillaceae
Exons: 3
Coding region: 1-1707 (568 amino acids)
Biological process (GO): N-glycan processing
Cellular component (GO): glucosidase II complex
Source: RefSeq, a predicted model, not a curated record
AUGAAGUCCUCUGACUUGAUUUUGUUGCUGGCUGCGACUGCCUCGACGGCCCAGGCUAGUGAUAAGUCUGCUCGCCCUCGUGGUGUAGGCCCGGAGUUUGCGAAAUUCUACCAGGACUCGCCGACAUUUACCUGUAUCUCGAACCCUUCGGUCCAAAUUCCCUUCUCGGCCGUCAAUGAUGAUUUCUGUGACUGCCCCGAUGGAAGUGACGAGCCCGGCACAGCUGCAUGCGCACAUAUCUCACGCAACUCGCCACAGAUAGUGGCAGACCGACCCGGCAAUAGCGAUCUGGACAUCGCCCUCGCCCUGCCCGGAUUUUACUGCAAGAACAAGGGCCACAAGCCAUCUUACAUUCCCUUCCAACGAGUCAAUGAUGGAAUCUGCGACUAUGAGCAAUGCUGUGAUGGCAGCGAUGAAUGGGCCCGUGUUGGUGGAACGAAGUGCGAGGAUCGUUGUAAGGAGAUUGGCAAGAAAUGGCGGAAGCAGGAAGAGCAGCGCCAAAAGUCUAUGACUGCUGCUUUGAGGAAGAAGAAGGAUCUCCUUGUCGAUGCUGGUCGCCAGCAGCAAGAGAUCCAGGAUCACAUUGUUAGCCUCGAGGCCGAGAUUCAAGGUGCCGAGGUAAAGGAACAGAGCCUUGAGGCUGAUCUGAAGACUGUCCAGGAGCAGGAGCGCAAGGUCGUUCGUUCUGGAGGUGGCAAGGGCAAGGGCAAGGUUAAUGCACUCGCUAACCUCGCUAAAGGCCGCGUUGAUGAGCUGCGGAAUGCGCUUGUGGAUGUGCGUCGCCAGCGGGAUGAGACCCGUGAGCGGGUGAAGGAGCUCGAGGGCAUUUUGUCCAAGGUCAAGGUUGAAUAUAACCCUAACUUUAACGAUGAGGGCGUCAAGCGCGCGGUGCGAAGCUAUGAGGACUACGCUGCUCGGGAGGAUACCACCGACGACACAAACAGUGCCCAGGACCGUGACUUGGAUGAGAUUGCUAAGGUUGAUGGCGAGGAAAGCGGUGUUAACUGGGAGCACUGGGAGAAUGAGGAAGAUGGCUGCCAGGACUCGGAUUUAGUUUACAAGUUGGCCGCUUAUCUCCCGCCAUCGCUUGUUAGCUUCAUUGAAGACAAGGUCCUCUCAGUCAAGAGCUUCCUUGAAAACAGCGGCAUCGUAGCCAAGUCCGAUGAGGAUUCUUCUUCGGAAUCCAAGGCCGUGACUCGAGCACGUGAUGCUCUAAAGUCUGCACAGGACUCUGUGGCCGAUCUGAAGAACAAGCUGCGUGACCAGCGUGCGGAUCUUGAGACUGACUACGGCCCUGGCUCUAUCUUCCGCGCCCUCAAGGGGCUCUGCAUCACCCAGGAUGCCGGCGAGUACACCUACGAGCACUGCUUCCUGCAGUCGACAAAGCAGAACCAGAGAAAGGGAAGCAAUUCCGUGUCCAUGGGCAGAUUCUCCCACGUUGGAACCACCAGCGUGGAGGAAGUCAACGAGGCUGGCGAGGUCAUUUCUGUUGAAAAGACCGUGAUUGAGUACACCCGUGGCCAGUCCUGCUGGAACGGACCGAACCGCUCCACCAAGGUCAUCUUGGAGUGCGGCGAGGAAAAUGAGAUCUUGAAGACGGCAGAAGACGAGAAGUGCGUGUACUCCAUGCGCGUUACCUCGCCGGCUGUCUGUGCUGAUGGCGAGGAAGGAGCAAAUGGUGCACCUCGCUCGAAAGAUGAGUUGUAA